AUGGUCAUAUUCUCCCUAUUCACCACGUCGACAUUAUUCGUUCUCUUCUCUUACUUCUUCUAUCGUUAUUCUCUAUAUUUGACUGCCAAAAAAGCACGACUAGAGAAUGUCGCUCAACGUGACGAAGGAAUUCUACGAGAUAGGAGCAUCUUAUUGGUAAUUGCGCAUCCAGACGACGAAUGCAACGAGCAAGGUUUAGGGGAAGAAAGGAAAAAGGAAAUAGAACAAAGUUGUCGGGUGUUCGGUAUAGAUGAAUCACUUGUAAAUAUCGAAGAACACCCUUCUUUACAGGAUAAUCCAAAUACGUCAUGGAAUACCGGAUUAAUAGCGGACAUUCUUAAAGAAUACGUCGAAAAAAAUGGAAUUGAUACAAUUAUAAGUUUCGAUGAGUAUGGUAUUUCAGGUCAUUUGAACCACAUUGCCGCUUUUCAUGGAGCAGAACAAUUAAUCGCAUCUUAUGGCAAUCAGACGAUAGACGUGCAUUUUUACAAGCUCAAAACGGUGAAUAGACUUCGAAAGUAUAUUUCUAUACUAGAUUUGCCAUACACUUAUUACAGGAAUAAUGUUGCAAAGCGAUAUUCAAAAUAUCAACAACAAUCAUUAUCAUUACAAAAUCAAAAAAUGCCCAAUGGCAAUGGCAAUGGCAAUGGUUUUCAUCAUUCUUCUAGCGGGAAUGUUAUAAAACAAAGGCCAGUAUCAACAUCAUGGAAAAGAAAAUCACUAUUAUCUACUUUACCGCCAUUAACCAAAGUACCAGAUAAUUUAUUCUUUGUUUCUUCACCCGAGCAAUAUAAACAAACUCUUGAUGCCAUGAAAUGUCACAAAACACAACUU
This is a messenger RNA of Ambispora leptoticha, 834 nucleotides long. Lineage: Eukaryota; Fungi; Glomeromycota; Glomeromycetes; Archaeosporales; Ambisporaceae. The record is from the annotation of a GenBank genome assembly.